UUCUUCCUUCUUCUUUCUGGCGCCAUUGCUAUUGAAUACUCACUCUCCAUUCUAUUCUUCAAACUCCAUUCACCUUUUCUCUCUUCUCUUCUCUUUUUGUGUUUCAUUAUCUUUCCAAAAAACCAAAAUUUCCAUGGCAGAAACUCUAAGCACCUCUGUUUUUGCAUCAAUGGCAUCCCUUUCAUCACCAAAACAAGCUCAAGAACUUGGUAUGAUGAGCAUGAAAGUGGAAACCAAUGCUGGAGCUACACCAUCACCGCCACCACCACCACAACCAAUAGCAGUAGCAACAAUGGCUACAACAAGUGGGAGCUUAGAGAAUAAGAAGCUGAAGAAGAAGAGAGGAAGGCCAAGGAAGUAUGACCCAAAUAGGAUCAUGGGGUUGACAUGUCCUCCAAAUGCAGAAUCAAUGGCAUUUGCAUCACCACAACAGUCUCAUUUUGGUGAGGUUGCAAAUUUGGAUGGUGUAGGCUUUACACCACAUGUGGUGAAUCUUCAUGCUGGAGAGGAUGUUGCUGCAAAGAUCAUGUCAUUCGUCGAAAAGUAUCCAGGAGGAAUUUGUGUUCUUUCUGCCAAUGGAGCAAUCUCUAGUGUUACAUUAGACCGUUCUGGUUCUUCUGGUGGUUUGUGGACUUAUGAGGGUCGAUAUGAGAUUUUACGUUUAUCUGGAUCAUACACACCUGUAGAGAGUUGUGGGAUGAGAAGUAGGACUGGUGGACUGAGUAUCAUGCUAGUCAAUCCUAACGGCCAUGUUUUCGGCGGCGGCAUUGCUGGUGUGCUAACUGCUGCUGGCCCCAUUCAAGUAUGA
Arachis duranensis is the source of this 808-nucleotide messenger RNA. Its product is annotated as AT-hook motif nuclear-localized protein 1-like. The record is from RefSeq and is a predicted model, not a curated record. Gene Ontology annotation, molecular function: minor groove of adenine-thymine-rich DNA binding. NCBI's taxonomy places the organism in Eukaryota, Viridiplantae, Streptophyta, Magnoliopsida, Fabales, Fabaceae. The coding region runs from base 134 to 808 and encodes 224 amino acids. The transcript is spliced from 4 exons.